UUUGCUGCACUCUUCUCUCACCCGUAAAUUUUGACAGUUUUUAGUGGUUUGUUUUGGCUCCCAUUCGUUGCCAUCUUUUUUACUCAGAGACAAAAAUUUUAAUGAUUAGAACCAAAAAGUGAGGUUACGGACCGUGAGCUGCUCUAUUCAACGUCUCUGGACUCCACUGCAAACUGCAACAUUUACAUUGCGAAUCUAAUCAGUUGCUAUCUGUUGCUCGAUCGACUACUAAAAUACCAGCUAGAUUACUUCUCGAAAAUAUCGAUUAGAAAAACUGCGACCAUGCAAUCGCCCAGCACAACCACGUGCAUGUUGGACGACUUCCGGUGCCGGCUGUGUUUUACAUCAUCCGACAUCAAUCUACAACCGUUAUUCCCUCCCGGAGAGGGUUGCUUCGUCAAUGAUCUGCUUAGUCGAAUCUACGAUUGUUUGGCCAUACACGUAUCCUUCCUAGAGGAUUUUUGCUCGGUAAUUUGUUCGGUGUGCCGCGAUAAGAUCAAUUCAAUUUACAAUUUUAAAAAGCAAUGUCAAUCGAACGAUGGAUAUCUGCGAGAGAAGCGUUCCCGACAGAUGAAUGGAGUGGAGUUGGAAAGAAUGUCACAAAUGAACCGCGAUCAACCGGAUGACGCUAAUGAGAGCCAGUGUAAAGUGGAGGAACUCCAGGAAGAGGAUAUGCUGCGCCAAGCAAAGAGUAUUUUUAACCCCAACCAGGCGACAGAGCCGGAGUCGAUGGUGAAUAUUCCAUCAAAAGUGGACGUUGUCGCUCAGAUUUCCGGUACAAGCUCUAACGAGUCAUUUCGUGGAUUUCCGCAUUUAUUGCAGAAUGAAUUCAUCGAGAACUCUGUCACUGUAGGAUAUGAAACGAUAAGCGAACCUCCGGUUUCCGUGGAUGAUAUUCAGGAGUGCCAUGUACCUCUCAAAAAGUUGGACAUAAAACCCAGUGUUGAUUUUCAGCGGUCGACUAUCACCGAAAAAGGCAAUUGUCCGACUCCAAGGGGCAAAUACAGGAAGCAAAUUAAAGAUGAACCAAUAUCGCCGAGAUUGCUUCGCAAGAAGGCCGUCUUGUAUUUUGAUGGGUAUGAGUAUCGAAAGCCUCGGACAUGCCACGGCGGAAGCAUACAAUGGGAAUGCUGCAAAAUAUCCUGUUCAGCAACUCUGCAACAGAAGCCUGACGGCAAGCUGAAGCUGAACGCCAAACACCAGCAACACCAACAACAGGUGGUCAAUGAUGGCAUGAUACUAGAUCGAAAGAUGCGGAAGCGAGUUCCUUUCCUGAUGACGAAUAACAAUCACAAAAAGAAGUUUAUCUACAAUGAUUCCUUCCGGUUUAACUUUUCGCAGAAGCUUUCCAACGGCCAAAUGAUUUGGACUUGUGAUGAUCAACCAAAGGGAUGCAAGGCGUACGUUAGGAUUACGGGUGACUUUCGCUUAGUUACGCCGAUCUUCCAGCACAAUCAUACUACAGAGGUGGUCGUUCGGAGACGUAUUGUGAAUUAGUUUUGAAACGUACUUUUAGAGACGGGGCACAUGUGUUGGUUGUCCAAAAUCUAUUAUAGAAAGGUAGAAGCAAAAUGCCAAGCAACAAUUAUGUAUUUUUUUGUGGAAACUAGGGGCGCGAUUAUUUCACAUCAGGGAUGGGAUUCCAAUAUGUCUAGAUAGAGCUGGAAUUAGGGCGUAACAACUUUUGUAAACAAUGACUUCUCUUAAUGAUUUCUGGCAUUCAAGGCUUCCCCUACCCGAUGGUGCUGUUGAUUUACGUGGGCGUGCCUUGACUUCCUAGAAAUCCUAGAGAUAAUACCCCAUAUUCUCGUUUUCGUUCGAGCCGUAUUUUCCACACAAAAAAAAAGUUUUUUGAAAAUACGGUUAGAACGAAAACAAGAAUAUGGGUGAAUACAUUGUAAACAAAAGCCGUAUUCACUUUUUUUUACAAUGUAUAGUAUUUUACAUUUAAAACUGGACCGGAAUCGUCAAUAAAAGUUCGCUAUUACGAUGUACUUGGUGUCUUCUGCGCAUUUCUUUUUUCCUUAUAAACCAAGGAAUAAGUUUGCCGAAGACAUCAACAUUAUUCCUCGUAAAAGAGCACUUUUAUAAGCGUUUCCGCAUUCCUUUUCU
Molecule: messenger RNA, 2112 nt
Organism: Ochlerotatus camptorhynchus
Lineage: Eukaryota; Metazoa; Arthropoda; Insecta; Diptera; Culicidae
Exons: 4
Coding region: 283-1497 (404 amino acids)
Cellular component (GO): nucleus
Molecular function (GO): zinc ion binding
Source: RefSeq, a predicted model, not a curated record